Molecule: messenger RNA, 6681 nt
Organism: Tribolium madens (black flour beetle)
Lineage: Eukaryota; Metazoa; Arthropoda; Insecta; Coleoptera; Tenebrionidae
Exons: 7
Coding region: 139-6546 (2135 amino acids)
Biological process (GO): chitin catabolic process; carbohydrate metabolic process
Cellular component (GO): extracellular region
Molecular function (GO): chitin binding; chitinase activity
Source: RefSeq, a predicted model, not a curated record
GCUUAAUAAGAUCGGCCGCCAAAAAAGAGCGAAAUCACUUUCAGUUUCGCAGUGACUUCAACGGUAGAUCAACACAUGUGCGCGGGAUGAGGAGACUUUGAUCAUUUUUGUUGUUUGAAACGUAUCAAAGUUGACGAAAUGAAUUUUUUAAGUGCCAUAUUUUUUAUUUUUGUCGCGGUCAGUGGGGCCACGGGGGAGUGUCCCACGAAAAAAACUCAAUCGAAAUUGAUUUGUUAUUAUAGUAAAUUGACACAAGCCGAUUCGUGUAAAUGUUCACAUGUUAUCUUGCCUGCGGAUGCCGAUAUCAAAUCCAUCGAUAGGUUCAGAGAGCACGCCAAAGGGGUCAAAAUUUUGAUCACCGUCAACGAAUUCAAUCAGGGAUUGGUCAACAUACUGAAAAGCAGUAAAGUGGACGGUAUUGAAAUCAACCUAAAGAAACUCGACUCGAAAAACGACAUCAGCGACUUCAUCUCAACCGUCCGAAGCAAACUCGGAGCCAACUUAUAUAUUGUCCUUUCUGUUCCUUCAAAAGCCGAGACCUUGGCGAAAUACUUCGACUUUAAGGCUUUGAGCAAAAAUGCGGAUUUGUUCAUCUUGCGAACCGCUUUUCUUGGAGCUUCCAAGAAUGUUACUUUCCACCCUAGUCGACUUUCCGGACUUUGGGACAUGCAAAAUACUGAUUCCGUGGUGGAUUUGGUGAGCGGUCUAGGGGCCCCCUUGUCCAAAUUGGUGAUUACAGCACCUGUUCAAGCUUUCAAGUUCAAACUCCAAGAUGAAAAACAUACAGCUCCGGGAAGUCCGGCUUUGGAAGUGCAGUCCAUCACGAGAGAUGAGCUUUGUAAUGUUAUGGGAAAUGGGGGGAAUUGGACGUUGGAGAGGGACCAGGACCAAACUGGGCCCUAUAUAUUUAGUAAAGACCAAUGGAUUGCUUUCGACGACUCUACGAGCAUCGACAUCAAAGCUAAAUACGCAAGAGUUCGAGGAUUGGCCGGAAUGGCCCUUAAAGACCUUUCGCAAGACGGCGGUACUAAGUGCGAAAGCUCUAUCCUUGAUGCAGCUUUCACGGGUUUGUCUCGCCAAGCUCGUGCCCCACGUGGUGCCGUUUUGCAUUCCUUGGAACGUGAAAUUCUGGAAACAUCAGCUCGACCCCUGGACAGCAUCCAAGUGUCUCCUUACCGAAUUUCCAGAGUAAUAGAUGUAGAGGGAAACGUGCACGUGAUUAGAAAGGAUACAAGGACCGAGUUUGAAUGUUCGCGUCAAGGAUAUUUUGUCCAUCCUCGGUCCUGUGGCCGGUUCUACCGUUGUGUCAAAUUCGAUCAACUUUCCGACGAAUUUAGCGUUUUCGAAUUCGAUUGUCCUGCAGGAUUGGCUUUUGACAGUCGAGUGGAGGUGUGUGUUUGGCCCGGAAGUUUGCCUCAUGCUUCCGCUUGUGCAGGAAGUAGUGAAAUUGCACCCGUGCCUCGGGAACGAUUCGUUUGUCCCAAUGAACCAGGUUAUUACGCGGAUCCCGAAAACUGCCGUUGGUUCUUUGCUUGUUUGGACCACGGAAAAUCUCCAUUGUCCGCCUAUGAAUUUAGAUGUCCCUUCGGUUUAGUUUACGACGAAUCCAGACUUCUCUGUGAAUGGCCUUGGUUGGUACCAAAAUGUGGCAGCGGUUAUGCAAUCGGUUCUGAAGUGGUUUACGGAGGCGCAGGAUCCGUUACACUUGAUCAGUACGAUGGUUUGGGUGUUCUUGGUGUAACAGCUCUUGGUGGACUUCAUGGUCCUUUACAACAGCCAGUUGUGUAUAGCAACGUAGGUGUUGGAGGAUUAUCUGUGAAAAGUGCACAGUCCUUGCAAAGUGCCGGAUUGCUCAAGGCUGGAUACGCCGAUGGUAAUCUUGCUUACUCAACUGUGGGUAAUGUAGGGAUUGAUGGAUCAUCUCUCACUAAUACAAAAGAACACGGUUUUUAUCGAGGUGAUGGGUAUGAUGUUAAAUCACAAGGUUUUGUUCAUGGAUCAAGUUAUAUUCAUAAUGCUGACGCUCACUUGGUAAAUACAGGACUUCGCCAAGAACAUGUUCAUAAUGCUGACACUUACUUGGUAAACACAGGACUUUACCAAGGACAUGUAGCUGGAGAUAAGACAACCAAUUAUGCACAAUAUGGUACUAAUUUAAAUUACGAAACAGGUUUGUCAGGAGCUGCUAUUAAAUCCGCAGAAGGAUAUGAGGGUAGUCUUCAUCUAGUUGGUGGGACAAAAACUGGUUACAUCGGUACUGCUGACGCCCAUCUCGUCAAUGGUCUCGCAGAAAAUUAUCAACAAGGUAUUUUAUUAAAUCAACAAACUGGAACUAGUUUUAUUAACGGUAUAUAUACGCAAGGAGGUGCAGUUUCCGGCGAUGACAAUCCUAAAUCAUCUGUUGAAUACCACGGGAACACCGGAACCACAUAUGGAAGCGGUACCAGCGGAAGUAUAAAUAUCGUCGGCGGAGGAUACUCUGCAGUCGGAGUAGCCACUGAUGGUGUUCAAACCAAUUAUGCAGAUACAGUAGCUCAUGUGACCCAAUCUCCAGUGGCAGUCUCCUCCAUUCCUACUGUAACUUCCGUUCCAGUACCAACACUUAAAGUUGCCUCAGGAUUUGAAAGUUACAACGGCGGAGUUGUCGCAAACGUACCCGAACUGCAGCACAAACUCCAAUCUACAUCGCAUGGAAGUAGAGGUUUUGCAAAUAUUUCGACCAGUUUUGUCAACUUAGUUUCAUCAACUCCAUCAACAGUAACAGUAGAAGAUGGAUAUCAUUAUCCUAAACCAACAACUGCUUUCGUUGAAGGACCAGCUAAAUCUAUAUCAACCGGCACUUCUUUUGUUCAACAAAACAUAGCUAGUGUUCAACCAGUUGUUACAACAUAUCAAAAACCUGUGAUUGUUUCAACAACCCAGACACCAUUCAUUGUUGAAAAAGUAAAUGUGCAACCGGUUGUAACUACAUAUAAAAAACCAGUCACCUCAUUUGUACAACAUAUCCAACCUGUGGUUACAACAUAUCAACAACCUGUAAUUGUUUCGUCAACUCCAGCUCCAGCAGUUGUUGAAAAAGUUAACCUUCAACCUGUCGUUACAACAUAUCAAAAAACUGUAGCUGUUUCAACACCGGCUCCUGUAGUAGUUGAAAAAGUUAAUAUCCAGCCAGUUGUUGCAAAAGAAAGUUUCGUUGGGUACGACUAUCCGAAACCGGCUGUUAAAUUUGAAGAAGCACCGGUGAGAACCACCGGUGGUAGCUUUAGCUACCAAAAUAUUGAUCUGGUCCAUAAAACUGAAGGUUACGCGUAUCCUAAACCAGCUGUAGCCUUUGAAGAAAUACCGGUAAAAACAUACAAACAAGAAGCAGUGUCUAGUUUUACUUAUUCAACUCCAUCAACUAUUAGGCCAGUAGUUGUGCAAAAAAUUCAACCUGUAGUACAACCUGUUAUCAAACAACACCAAAUCGUCCAACCGCAAAUCCAUGUAACGUCUUACAAUGUACCGUCAACUACAGUGAAACCUGUAAUUGUUGAACAACCACAAGUUUACGUGUCAUCAACACCUUCCCCGAUUCAACCAAUUGUCAAACAACAAGCUGUAUCAUUUUUGAAUUUCCAGAGACAUGAAACUGUUCAACCUCAACUUGAAGUGACCUCCUAUAAUUUACCAUCGUCAACUCUCAAACCGGUUGUUACUCCUGUCGUCCAACAAAAACCAGCUAUUGUAUCCAGUUUCAGUAUAUCAAGCAACAGUGAAGGUUAUCACUACGAAAAACCUAAAAUAGUUUUUGAAGAAAAGCCUGUUGUCAUUUAUCAACAACCAGCAUUACAAAAAACUGUAGUAGCCAGUCAACCAGUUUACUCAACUUACAAUUAUCAAACACCAGUCAGUACUUACAAUUACAAGAAUGUUGUGAAAUCAGCAGCCAAUCUAGGAUAUUCAUAUCCAAAACCUACAAUUUCUUUUGAAGAAACUCCAGCUUCAGUUACUAGACUAAGUCAUAGCCAACCUGCCGUAUUCUCAAGUUAUAGUUACACAGCUCCAACAGUACAGCCUGUGGUAGUUCAAAAACAAGCACCUGUGGUUACUAGUUACACCUACAACGCACCGUCAACUGCCAAACCUACAGUUUUCGUUCAACAACCUGUUGUAAACACUUACGUAUCGUCUACACCUAAAUCAGAAAUCUUAAUCCAUCAACAACCUGAAGUUACGUAUACACAGAAACAAACAGCAGUGGUUGCUCAACCUGUAAUUACAUACACCCAAAAAUCUGUUGCAGCCACACCCAAACCUGAAGUCUUUAUCCAACAACAACCAGUUGUUACGUAUACUCAGAAACCUUUUGUAUCCACCUAUGCCUCAUCUACACCUAAACCGGAACUUAUUUUCCAAAAACAACCAGUGGUUACAUAUAAAAAACAACAACCGGCGGUUGUUUCAAGCUUCACCUUCACAAAUAAUGUGCGAGGUUAUGAUUACCCAAAACCGGUGGUACCGUUUGUAGAAGAACCAACUCCGGUUGUAACGUCUUACGAAAAUCGUCAACCAGUUGAAGAAAUACCGUUUGUUAAGAAAAAGACGUAUGUGACUGGAAGGCAAACGAAUUACCAAUACGUGGAACAACCACGAUUAGAAUAUAAACAACCACUUGUGGUAUCAACAACGCCCAGAUAUGAGUAUAAACAACAAUAUAGUAUUGAUUCAGGUUAUGUGUAUGACAAACCAGCAAUUCGUUUUGAAGAAAAACCAGCAAUUGUCGAGACUUACGAAGCACCUAAAGUACCAAAAACUUUUGUAUCUUCAACUCCAAAAGCUAUAGUUGACUACACUUACAUCCAAUCAACUCCAAAACCAACUUUUGCCUCCGCUGUUACCGAAAUUGUAGCCACCAAACAACCGUUUACUUUCUACGAUAGUAGACUAAAUUCAACUCCUAAACAACAACAACCACGAUUUGAAUAUAAACAACCACUUGUGGUAUCAACAACGCCUAGAUAUGAGUAUAAACAACAAUACAGUAUUGAUUCGGGUUAUGUGUACGACAAACCAGCAAUUCGUUUUGAAGAAAAACCAACAUUUGUCGAGACUUAUGAAGCACCUAAAAUACAAAAAACUUUUGUAUCUUCAACUCCGAAAGCUAUAGUUGACUACACUUACAUUCAAUCAACUCCAAGACCAACUUUUGUCUCCGCUGUUACCGAAAUUGUAGCCGCCAAACAACCGUUUACGUUCUACGAUAGUAGACUAAACUCAACUCCUAAACCUGUGGCCUAUUCAACUUCUCUCCCAGUUGUUGAAACAGUUUCAACCAGUCGACCAAUUUCAAAAUAUUCUUUUAGUUCUUUAAACGAAUACAACAAAAUCGCCAGUUACGUACCACCGGUUAGAGUAGCCGUAACACCAGCUGUGGUUACAACAAGCCGGCCAAUCGCCAAAUACUCCUUCAGUUCUCAACCUAGAGUUGUUGAAAAUUAUGUUGCACCAAUUGAAGUAACUCCACCAACACGUGAUUACUUGCCCGUCAAAGUAGCAACAAGCGUACCAACUGAAGCUUAUGUAGUACCAGAAGUGGUAAAAGUCACAACAGCAAGACCUAGGGUUAAGGUCACAAGUCUACCAACUGAAACUUAUGAAGUACCAGAAGUCACAACUGCAAGACCUAGGAUUAAGGUACCUGAAGUGGUAAUCCCAACACGUGAAUAUUUGCCCGUGAGAACAAGAGUCAAGGUUACUCCAAGUAGUACUUACUUACCAGUAGAGGAAGAAAUAGUUUCGACUAGCAGACCAGUUCUAAAAGUCGCAAGACCGAAAACUAUAAUUAAAGUUAAUGAUUUCCAUCCGUUACUUUCGGCCAAAUUAGGUGCACAAUGUACUUGUACAUCAAAUACAGUGAGACUUCGUAAGAAGAAGUUGAGGAUUGUUGUGGAAGAUGAUGAUGAUGAUGAUGGUUACGUUGUUGAUAAUGAAAAUAACAGCAAUGACGGUGUGGUUGUUGAAAAUUACCAGUACGAACCCCAAAAACUCGACAUUACUCCAACUCCCGAAAUCUACAUUAAAAGUACCACUAGUCAAGUAAUCGAACCGACUCCAUCUCCAACUUAUAGUACCAGAAAACGUGUCCGAGUUCGACCUACAACUUCAACGGUCUUGUACGAAUCCCCUGUAACUCAAGCUGCUGAAAUUUUUGUCAAAAAAGCUGUAACUCCAGUUGUUGCUAUAAAUGCAGUAACUGAUGAUGACGUAAAACUGGCAAAAACGUCUCUAGAAAGCCGUGGCUUUGAUCGUUACGGUCCCGGAGGUUGGAGAAGUCGAAACGAAAAGUUACAAGGAACAAUCGACUGUCAAAGAGCUGGUCUCUUCAGACACCCAACUCAAUGUAACAAAUUCUAUGCUUGUCGAUGGGAUUGUACGAAAAACAGAUACACACUACAUGUUUUCAACUGUCCGGUCCAUCUCACCUUUGAUAAUAAUUUGGGAGCUUGUAACUGGCCUAGUCAAGGACCUGCUUGCUUGGAAAACACUCUUCUCCCCAGUGAUUAAUUAUAAGUUUUAGUAUUUAUUCGCAUUGUCCAUCAUUUUAUUUAUUACAUCACCCAUCACGAAAUUCAGCUUUUUGGGUCUUGGAUUAUAGUACGUUCUAAUGUAAGGUUUUGUAAAAUAAAAACAUAAAAACAA